Messenger RNA from Verticillium dahliae VdLs.17, 295 nucleotides. RefSeq lists its product as uncharacterized. The record is from RefSeq and is a predicted model, not a curated record. NCBI's taxonomy places the organism in Eukaryota, Fungi, Ascomycota, Sordariomycetes, Glomerellales, Plectosphaerellaceae. Bases 1 to 114 code for a protein of 37 amino acids. The transcript has a single exon.
AUGGUGUCUGCGUUUGUGCGCGAGCACUGGGGCCGUCAGGAGGGGAGCGUUGCGGAGAGCACGGCAGAGGUCGGGGCUUGGCCGGACCGUGACGUUGAUUAUAGGGAUGCUUAGCAAGUGGAGGGUCCAUGGCUGCUGGUUGAGUGCUCUCUGGUGCCGAGCUAAGAUGGAUGGACGACUGGCUUGCUUGAGGUCUUGGAACGAUUUUUAGCAGCGGUACCGAUUGGGUUGUGCACACGUGUUCCAUUAGCAUUUGAGUCUAACUAAAUGCUCUUGAAUCUAACUAAAUGUUCAA